Molecule: messenger RNA, 1536 nt
Organism: Colletotrichum karsti
Lineage: Eukaryota; Fungi; Ascomycota; Sordariomycetes; Glomerellales; Glomerellaceae
Product: sodium hydrogen exchanger family protein
Exons: 8
Coding region: 1-1536 (511 amino acids)
Biological process (GO): regulation of membrane potential; sodium ion export across plasma membrane; proton export across plasma membrane
Cellular component (GO): plasma membrane
Molecular function (GO): sodium:proton antiporter activity
Source: RefSeq, a predicted model, not a curated record
AUGCCGACCCUCGACGUUAGCGAGCUGAACAUUGUCCUCGGCGUGCUUGUGAAGAUCAAGUGCAAGUGGUACUUGGGCGAAGCAUUGCCUGCCGUCCUCAUCGGAAUUCUUCUCGGGCCCCUAGCAGCCAAAUUCAUCGACAGUGAGCGAUGGGGCUCUGCAACCGAAGGCCAGACCAGCGCCAUCACCCUGGGCCUCGCUCGCGUCAUGAUCGGUGUGCAACUGGUCAUCGCGGGUUACCAGCUGCCUGCCAAGUAUCAACAACUGCGAUGGAAGGAGAUGGCCCUGUGUCUGCUCCCCAUCAUGACCAUCAUGUGGCUCAGCACCACGGUCUGUAUGCUUGCCACGGUACCCAAGAUCACCCUGUUGGCCGCGCUCGUCAUCGGUUCCUGCGUGACCUGCACCGACCCGAUCCUCUCGCAGGCCAUCGCCAAGGGUCCCUUCGCCGACAAGUUUGUGGCUCGCGAUCUUCGUGAGAUCAUCUCUUCAGAAGCUGGCGCGAACGACGGUUUCGGAUUCCCAUUUCUGAUGCUAGCCGUGUAUCUCAUCCGCCAUGCUGACAUUCCCGGUGCGGGUGAAAGCAACGAGGGCACUGCCUCUAUCGCAGAGAGGGCGGUCCGUCUCGUCCUGCGCGAAGAGCACGGCGUUGGCCGUCUCGGCGGUGGUGUUGGCGUCGCUCUUACCAACUGGUUCGUGGAAACCUGGCUCUACAUUGUCUUGAUGUCUGUUGCCAUUGGCGUUGUCGUUGGCUUUGCUUCCGGCAAAGCCUUGAAGUUCGCGCUGCGCAAGCAGUGGGUCGACUCUGAGAGUUACCUCCUCUACCCGACCGCCAUCGGAUUGUGGCUUGUUGGAAUCUGCGGAAUGCUCGGCACCGACGACCUCCUCGCCUGCUUCGUCGCCGGCAACGCUAUGAACUGGGACGGGGACUACCUCGCCGAGACCGAGAAGCGCCACGACGAGGUGAACUCGUGCGUCGACGUCCUCCUCAACUUUGGCGGCUUCAUGUACAUUGGCACCAUUAUGCCGUGGGACCAGUUCAACCAGCCCGAUGUCACCGGACUCACCUACCCCCGCCUCUUCGCGCUCGGAUUCCUCGUCAUGGCUUUCCGCCGCAUCCCCGCCAUCAUGAUCUCCUACAAGCUGAUGCCCAAGGUCGAGCACACUCGCCACCUCUUCCCGGAACUCGGCCAGGGUGACGAGGAGGAGACGAACCUCGUGCGGGUCAUGAUUCCGGUCGUGUACUGGCUGGUGUUGUUCUCCAUCGUCUUCCACGGUCUGUCGAUCCCCGCCCUGAACCUGAUCUACAAGUUCGCCGGCGUCAAGCCGAUUCAGGAGGAUGCCGUCGAGCUCCGUCGCAUUUCCAUGCACGUCCCGACGCCCAACAACGCCAUGGUCUGCGACCGCGACACCUUCAUCGCGUACAACCGUUUCUCGCGCCCCGUCUUCAACACUGCCGAGCUGCCGUAUCUCGGAAAGAACGCGGGCCCCAAGAUGUACACGCACGACGACAAGUCUUUCGAGAGCCUGGGCAAGUAG